Molecule: messenger RNA, 3170 nt
Organism: Suricata suricatta (meerkat)
Lineage: Eukaryota; Metazoa; Chordata; Mammalia; Carnivora; Herpestidae
Gene: IAH1
Product: isoamyl acetate hydrolyzing esterase 1 (putative)
Exons: 6
Coding region: 491-901 (136 amino acids)
Molecular function (GO): hydrolase activity, acting on ester bonds
Source: RefSeq, a predicted model, not a curated record
AGGGGCGUCCACGGUCGGGCCUUCUGGGCGACGCCCCCGCCGAGAGCGCCGGCCUGGCAGCUUCCCGGGUCCCCAUCCUCUCGCCUGUCCCGCGGUUGUCGAGGCCGCCUCCCUGCACCCCGUGUCCCCACAAUACGGGCUGCCCCGAAGCCUGAGCGCCCCCGAGGCGGGAUCUGCUCGGGAACGCCUGCAGCCUCCGGCAGCGACGUCACGGUCGUCGUGCCCUAACCGCCUCCAGCGCCGCUUCGGAACCGGGUGGCCGAGUUUUCUUUCCAGCAGGGUGGAUGGGGAGCAUCGCUGGCUGACAAGCUGGUCAGGUUACAAUACCAGAUGGGCCAAAAUCAUCCUUCCACGAUUAAUCAAGAAAGGGACCGGUUUGGACAGCCCGAUAGCAGUGACCAUUUUCUUCGGUGCCAAUGACAGUGCGCUGAAAGAUGAGAACCCCAAGCAGCACGUCCCCCUGGACGAGUAUGCGGCGAACCUGAAGAGCAUGGUGCGCUACCUGCAGUCCGUGGACGUCCCGGAGCACAGGAUCGUCCUCAUCACGCCGCCCCCGCUCUGCGAGGCGGCCUGGGAGCGGGAGUGCCUCGCGCAAGGCUGCAAACUCAAUCGCCUGAACUCGGUCGUGGGUGAGUACGCGGGCGCCUGCCUGCAAGUGGCCCGGGAAUGUGGGACCGACGUGCUGGACCUGUGGAGCCUGAUGCAGAAGGCCGGCCCGGACUUCUCGGCGUUUCUGUCAGACGGGCUGCACUUGUCCCCGGCGGGAAAUGAGUUUUUGUUCUCCCACCUCUGGCCGCUGAUAGAGAAGAAGGCCUCCCCGCUGCCCCUGCUGCUCCCGGGCUGGCGGGACGUGGCAGAGGCCCAGCCCGAGCUCAGUCUGCUGGGGGACGGGGACCACUAGCCCCGGGAGACCCGCCCUGUGACAAACAUCCCAAGAUCAGUGAUCAGACUUUUGCUCAUGACGUGGGAAUAAAAAACACCAUCUGCCAGCAGCAUUAAUAAAAAAGCAUUAGACUUUAGGAAAGCUUUCGACCUACGUGUGUUGUGUUCUGCAGAAUUCUAUCAAUGGAAACAAGGUGAAGACAAAUUGUUUAAAAAGUCCAUUUUAUAAAAAACGAUUUUCUUACACUGAGGUGGGAACUGUUCACUCACACACAGACACCCACUCACCUAGUCAGAUUCCAAAAGUGUAAUGUGUCACGACUGGUUAGAAGACAGCAAACACCACAAGGUAGGAGUUCAAGUAUUAGUGUAACAGGCAGCUGCACACCAAACGGCCUCAGGAGAAAAGCUGAGUCACAGGUGUGCUUAAUGGCCCUCAGGUCACACGUCCUCUCGCUCAGAGCUUCCCCCCACUGUAAUCGUAAGGCAGUCAAUUCAGUUUGAUGAGUUUAUCCUUCACACAGUAAACGCAGACCUUCCGGAAGCAGACCGCAGGGCACCACGACGGGUCUAAGGAUCAGCCGUGGGGGGAGAAAGCGCCAGGGCUGAGGGGCCGCGUCCCCGCCUGCCCAGCCCCAGGGCUGCCCGAACCCCCUGUUCUCGGGGGAAAAGCAGCUCACGUGCCUCCCGGCGCAGCAGCUCAGACUUCGAGAAGGGCGAGCGCUUUCCCAGCACGGCACCGUGUUAGACAUUUAGGAACAAAAACUGCCCAGCAAGCUGGGACCUUAAACAGUGCGCAGGACUCUAAUUCAAGUCAGCUACUAUUUGUAAGCAAGAUUGUUUAAUUCUAGAAAGCGCCGGCCCUAGAAGGUGAAGGUGGCGAUCACCGCAUCUAGCUCGCAUCCAGCUUGAGGAAGAACGCUCCGGAGGACGCCUUGGAAACCACAGAGAACUCGGUGUCCGUCUCCUGGGUCCUCCCCUGACGGCAGAGGACCUCUGGGUUCCGGGCGCCCUCAGGAGGGACUGCUCAGUGCCCCCUCGGAUCGGUCCGGUGUAGAUACACAACCGAGCCUGUCCUCCCCCGGUGCUGGUAUCGAUAAAAAAGUUAAUUUACAAAAACGUAAAUAUUUGUAACCUAAUCCAGCUGUAUUUUCUGCUUCUGCACCACAGGUUGAAGGAUAUUUUAAAAACCCAAAAAAAAAAAUCUGAAAGCCUCAAAACAAGCUCGACUCCCCUUCCCUGUUCCAAAGGGCACGGGCCUGCGCAUGAGCGGUAUUUAUUGUGUGAGGGAGCGGAACACCCGGCCGCGUCUGCUGUGAGGUCACCUGUCCCCCGAAUCCUCACCACACAGAUGCGGGGACUUCAAGGCCAAGGUCCGGAAGGGCGGCACGCGGGAGGCCCGCCUAGCACUCUGUCUCCUUGCUGCCCACACGCUUCUGGCGCUGCAGCUUGAAGGACGAGGCCUUCUCACUCCUCGUGACGGUCCGGCCCGUGAGGUCCUCGAAGGACUUGGCGGCUGCGCUGCUGUUCGGGAAGGGGUCCUUCUCGAAGCCGUCCUCGUCGGCGUGCGAGUCCGUGCUGGGGUCCUCCUGGAUCGUGUCCAUGCGCUGCGGGUCCAGCUUGGGGGCCGCGGGGGCGGGCGGCGGGGGCUGCGGGCGCCCGGGGGUCUGGGGCGCAGGGAAGGGCUUGAUGAUGCGAACCGAGGCCGAGUCCAUGCUGCUCAGCAUCUCCACGUUCUGCAAAGAAAACGGAGUCAAAGUCAGAUCUGGGUCCUAGAUCUGCAACCUCCCCCCCCCACCCCAGGUGGCCACACGCUAUGGGGACCGUGAUCCCUGCACUAAGGGAAGCACAAGGCGGGACGCCCUCACCUUCCGCAUUCCCGACAACUUGCCAUCUAAGGACCCAAAAGAGAACUUGCAAAUAAUCCUGUCCUGUGCGGAUCCCAGGACAGCUGGCCCCUGGAGACGCUACCCCCGGGCGGGGGCGGGGCAGCCUCGUGUCUAAGUCUCCAUCCCCACCACCGCAUCCUUCCCAGGAGGCUCUGGUGGCUCUCCGCGCACCCGCACGUGACCUCCCCUCACGUGGCACUCACGCUGGGAUGGAACAGGGACAGCGACUCGUACUGCUUAUCCAGCUUUUUAUCCUGGAAGGAAAAUGAACAAUUCCGUUACACGCUUUUCCCUUCGGGCUCCUCCUCGGUGACCUCACUCUGAACGGGAGCGUGGGAGGUGGCAGCAAGUCCAGCAGACGAGAGAGAAUUUCUUCCAUAAACUCGAGGAGUUCGGCCA